Symbiodinium pilosum is the source of this 1290-nucleotide messenger RNA. The record is from the annotation of a GenBank genome assembly. Lineage: Eukaryota; Dinophyceae; Suessiales; Symbiodiniaceae.
AUGGCAGCUGGAGACCUUGUGGAGUUUGACGAAGCCAAUGGCCAAGCUAUGUUUGUUUCGCACCAAUGGGCUGGAAUCGGGCACCCUGACCCCGGCAUGAAGCAGUUUCGGGUGCUACAGGAUGCUCUCCGGGGAUUUCGGCAUGGUGGGACAGAUGUGCCAGCAAGCAUCAGCGUUGAGAUGUUCGUUGGUGAUCGGGAGAAAAUCACCGGAGCGGAGAUCUCUUCGAAGCCGCUGUUUGUGUGGUACGACUAUUUCUCGUGCCCCCAAGCCGUGGAUGAAGCACGCCACCGUCAGUUGGCGAUCAUCAGCAUCCCUGCGUACAUCGAGCGCUGCCGUUACUUUGCCAUCCUCUGCCCUCACGUGCAGCACGAGGAUCACGACAAGCUCUUGAGCAAGCAUACUUGGGCCGAGCGAGGUUGGUGUCGCUUGGAGCGAACAUGUAGGGAGUUCAGCGUGCGGAACUCCUCAGAAGCCGUCUGCGACACGAUUGAAAUCCAGAGUAGCUCAGUCCAGACUCGAGCCCCGAGCUAUAACUGGGUCAAGCAUCCUGUCGGGGAGGGUUACUUCACGGUCAAUGAGGACCGUGAGCAGAUAGCCCCCAUGUUGAAGGACAUGCUCCGCACCAAGAUGAUCUCAUACCUGCUCAAGGGGAAGUUCCACGAGUAUCGGCUCAUGCUAAACCUGCAAUCCGUUCACUUCCGAAACCUUCCCCUGGAGCCGAUCAAUGAUCUUAUCGCAGAUUUCAGCUCUGAUGAACGCGAUCCCGCCGCCUUCAUGCUCGCUCAGUUCAUGCACCAGAAUGGCUUUGUCAGCUACCUGGAUCAUACGGAGGAGGGUUGGGCUCCCAUCUGCUACGCGGCCUUGUCUGGGCCUCCCUUGCUUAUCUCCGCACUGCUCGAGCAGAAGGCAGAUCCAAAUGACCGCACUACGACGGCGGAGGCCGUCUGCCAAUUUGCUGCUAACACCCCGUGCCUCGGGAUUUGCGCCUUCCUGAAGCACAAUGAGUCGCUCAGGUUGCUGCUGGCCUUUGAGGCAGACGUGAACGCAAAAGAUGGAUAUGGAGCGACAGCUCUACAUUGGGCUGCUGUCAGCAACAAUGCAGAAGGCAUACAGAUCCUUCGUGGUGCAGGCUGCUGCAUCGAAGUCCCGAACGUGCUGGGGUAUUCGCCAUUUGAAAUGGCAUGUGCGGGCGGCGGGAUUGAUGCCAUCAAGGAGUUUUUGGCCGCGGCCUCCAAGAAAGAGCUGACUGUCGGCCUGCACGCAGCCCUCCUCCAUGGAGGCCUCUAG